Molecule: messenger RNA, 5012 nt
Organism: Pseudogymnoascus destructans
Lineage: Eukaryota; Fungi; Ascomycota; Leotiomycetes; Thelebolales; Thelebolaceae
Exons: 3
Coding region: 306-5012 (1568 amino acids)
Biological process (GO): siRNA processing
Cellular component (GO): nuclear RNA-directed RNA polymerase complex
Molecular function (GO): nucleic acid binding; RNA-directed RNA polymerase activity
Source: RefSeq, a predicted model, not a curated record
GCCAUCUCAAGAUCUCCAAAUUCAUUCACAUCACCAGUCGAUUCCCACAGCACCCCAUCCCCCUUCCCCGAAGUUUGACUUCAUCUCUCUAGCCGUCAGCUACGAGCAUUAAAUUAUUAAAUUUUACCAAUUAAUCUACAGAUCUAACCUCUAACUCCAAUUCUCUCGAUAAUUACGACAAAUUCAACCACUCUGAGAAGUUUCCAAAUUUAGUUGCCUCCUCAAGACAUAACCCGGAGAAGUUGGUCUUGGGUCAUAUUGCACCAUUGUUACCAGACGCAUACCUACAGUCACUCGUUGUGACCAUGGCCGAAUUCACCGAGGGGUCAGAGAUGCAAAGCUGGCCCGCUCCCAUUCCCCGAGCUGGGCGCAAUCCUCCACGGCGAGGCGGGUAUCAUCAGCCAAACUAUGCCGGGAUACAAAAAUCAGAUUGGAGAGCGAAUCAAAAUCGGAGGCCACAGCACCCCAUUCCAAACGCUACGCAACAACAGCCAGUCGGUCCCAAACUGGACGGCCCCAUACUCAAGACCAAGGAACCCUGGCAGAAAUGGACCGAGCUGACUGUGCGGGUCUCUCAGCUCCCGCCAACGGUGACGACCUGGGAUCUCUUUAAUCACUUCGAGCGUGAGGGAUCUAUUGCCUUCAUUGAACUCCAUGAGAAUUCAAGGGGCGUCCGCCAGGACAGCGCCAGAAUCCGAUUUUCACCACCACCAAAUACUGAUUUUUGGUCCCGCGAUCCUAUUACCAUCCGCGUGGAGUCUCCCGAGAUGAGCGAAUAUACCGUCAAAGUAUUCCCAGAAGGAAAGAAGCGCUCAUUUGAGAUCCAGAGUCCUAUUCGGAAGAUGAAGUGGUAUCCGGAGGUGACCGCUUUGUAUCCUCGGGAACUCAAUUUUGGCAUCAUGUUUUCGGAAACGGAAAUGAUGAAGAAGAGGACUGAGGUGGCGCGUUCGAGGAACCAGAUGAAGCUUAAGAUUGAUUUAAUGCGGAGGAGAAUCGUUGCAAUCUUUGAUGUCGACUACGAGAACGAAACGGCGAGCAACCCGGGCUUGAAGUGGAUCAAGCAUAUGUUCCAGGUGCCAUUCGGCCAACUGAGAGUGAUGCAUCGAGUCAAGUUGGAUAAUGAGAAGUGGGGGCUACUGUUAACCUUGGAAAGCCCGCCACAAUUCUAUCUCAAGGAUUUUAACAUACAAAGGACACACGUCAAGCAAUCCCUGGUCUGGAGCGAGUUUGAUUCAUGGUUUAGGGUAACAGAUGUGGUUGCAGAUUCAGGGGCCGUGAGAAAAGCGGUUGUUAGUCUGAACAAAGCUGCUCCUAUGAUCGAUAUCGGACGUUGGACAACAUACCUCUUUGUUUUUGACGAAAACGAUGAGAGCUCGAAAGUGUUCCCUGACGUACAGUCUGCCCUCCAGGAUUUCAACAUCGAUGUUGUGGAUUUGGACUCAUUUAGCACAAUUCCCAAUGCACCGGCGAAGGUUUGGGAGAUGAUCGAUGCUCCGAAUGCUGAUGAAGCUGAGGAUGAAAUGCACUAUUUGAUGGAAAACAGCGACAAAAGCACCAUUUUGCCAUUCGAAGUAAGGUACCAGCUUGAAGUUUGCAUCUCCCGCAAUAUACUCGAAGUGCAUAACAUCACCCCAGAGUUUGUCAAGGAACUGGCAAGUUUGGUAGAUACCGAUAAAGAAAGAGCCACUUGUAUCCUCGAGUACAUUUCAGAACAGGGGAAGCGCAUCUAUGAUGUUAUGUCAAUAUUCAAGGAUCCAGAUGCGUUGGCACACUCACCCAAGUCUAAAAUCCCUACCUAUUGUGCCUACACAAGGAAGGCCACCGUCACCCCAACAACAAUAUACUUCAGUAGCCCAACUGUGGAAACCUCCAACCGCGUUAUCCGGAAGUUCUCUGCACACGGCGAUCGCUUUCUCAGAGUUCAGUUCACUGAUGAGUUGUUUGAGGGACGCAUAAAUGCAUGCGCAGAUAAAAUCCGCAACGACCAGCUAUUCACCAGAGUUUAUCGGACACUGAAAAAUGGCAUCCGGAUCGGUGACCGUCAUUUUGAGUUUCUCGCCUUUGGAAACAGCCAGUUUCGGGAGAAUGGCGCCUAUUUCUUUUGCCCCACAGAUGGGUUGAGCUGUGUCCAGAUCAGAGACUGGAUGGGCAAGUUCCAUCACAUCAAUGUUGUGGCGAAAUAUGCCGCCCGGUUGGGGCUUUGCUUCUCGACGACUCGGGCGAUUCGUAACACCGGAAUGACGGUUCUUGAGCUGCAAGAAGUUGAACGCAAUGGAUACAACUUCACUGAUGGGGUUGGAAAGAUUUCCCCGUUUCUUAUGAAAAUGAUUGCAACAGAGCUCCACCUCUUGCAUGAACCAUCGGUGGUCCAGUUUCGUAUGGGAGGUUGCAAGGGGAUCCUCGCAAUAUCUCCAGAUGCCAAGGGACAAGAAAUCCAUAUCCGAAAGAGCCAGACGAAAUUCACGGCAGAGUAUAUGGGUUUGGAGAUUAUUCGGACCUCGAGCCAUUCUGUGGCGACUUUGAAUCGACAGACCAUCACAAUUCUAUCCGCGCUGGGGGUUGAAGAUCAUGUUUUCAAUCGGAUGCUUGAUGAGCAACUUUCAAAUUACAUGGACGCCAUGAAUGAUCCAGACAAGGCCCUGGAGCUCUUGGGAAGAUACGUCGAUGAUAACCACAUGACGAUGAUGAUUGCAAGCAUGGUCUUGGACGGCUUCAUGCGUACCAAAGAACCAUUUGUCCUAUCUCUCCUCCACCUAUGGAGGUCGUGGUCCAUCAAACUUCUCAAGGAGAAAGCAAAGAUUAUUGUUGAGAAGGGAGCAUUCGUCUUAGGAUGCACUGAUGAAACACAGACUCUUAGGGGUCACAGCAAAACUACCAACGCCGGAAAAGGUACAAUCACAGCAGAAGAUAUAGACAAGCUUCCACAGAUCUACCUCCAAGUCACCGACAGAAAGGAUCCUCGGCACAAUGUUAUCAUCGAAGGUCUCUGCCUUGUUGGGCGUAAUCCCUCGCUGCAUCCCGGCGACAUCAGAGUUGUCCAGGCGGUUGACGUUCCAGCUCUGCACCAUCUCCGCGAUGUAGUGGUAUUCUCACAGCUGGGAGACAGAGACGUCCCUGGGAUGUGCUCUGGAGGGGAUCUUGAUGGUGAUGACUUCUUUGUCAUUUGGGACCAGGAUUUGCUCCCGCGAGAGUGGAAUGCAGAACCUAUGGACUACACAGCACCUCCGCCUGUCAAGUUAGAUCGCCCGGUUGAGAUUAACGAUGUGAUGUCGUUCUUCGUCAAGUAUAUGAAGAGUGAUACCCUUCCAACCAUUGCCCAUGCCCACCUUGCACUCUCUGAUCAGCUUGAUUUCUCUGUGAGAGACCCAAAAUGCUUAGAACUCGCCGCUUUGCAUUCCAAGGCCGUCGAUUUCGUGAAGAGCGGUAUUCCAGCCGAGAUGCCCAAGUAUCUGCGACCUCGAAAGUGGCCCCAUUUCAUGGAGAAGAAACACAAGCCAAAGGAGCAGAUUUACGUCUCCAAGAAAAUCCUGGGGCAGCUCUACGACAAAGUCGAGAGCGUCGAUUUUAUUCCCCACUAUGAAUCUCCCUUUGAUAAGAGGAUUUUGAGGGCCUACCCAGAGGAUAGAGCAAUCCUAAAGUUAGCACGGCAGAUUAAAUCACAGUACGACACAGCGAUGCGCCGCAUAAUGGCCCAACACGACAUCGAAACCGAGUUCGAGGUCUGGACCUCCUUCGUCCUAUCCAAGCCGCGUGUCGGGUCAGACUACAAGGUGCAAGAGGAGAUGGGUAUCAUCAGCUCGACCCUCAAAGCCCGGUUCAAGGAAAUCUGCGUGGAAGCUGCUGGAGGAAGCGAUUUCAAGGCUCUGGGACCGUUCGCCACUGCUAUGUAUCAAGUCACCUGCGAGGAACUCGCUAUUGCGCUUCACGAGUGCCGCACGAUGAAGACGAUUGGUGGGAGAGAUGUUCCAAAGCGGAAGAUGGAACCGAAGUCUAUGCCCUUGAUGAGCUUCCCGUGGAUAUUCCAGUCCGUGCUUGGGAGAAUCGCGACGGGAAGCGAACCAACUACUCUGGAAGAUGUUGGCUUGUCGUUUGUUACGAGGAACGAGGCGAGGGCUAAGAAACCACGCCUUGCGAUAUCAGACGAAGAUGAUCAUGAGGACUAUAUUGAGACUGCAGAUGGAGUCACUCAUCGCGGUGAACUGCUUGAUCUCUUCCGGCCUGAUGCUGUCGAUUCUGACAGCGAUGAAGUUAUCCCGCCCUGUAACAUCCCAGACGCAGUGAGCCAAGUCCAAGGCGAACCACAGUUGAAAUACGACCUGGAUGAAACCCUCAGCCUUCCUCUGACCUCCAUGGAUCUCCUCGCCAACUUUCCCGAAGCAAAUAACCGGCAAGAGGAAUUGCUCAACAUACCAGAUGCAGUGAGCGAAGUCCAAGACGAACUACAGCUGAAAUAUGACCUGGAUGAAACCCCCAGCCUUACUUUAACCUCCAUGGAUCUCCUCGCCACCUUCCUCGAAGCAAAUAACCAGCAAGAAGAAUUGCUCAGCAUCCCAGAUACUUCUCGAUGUAGCCGCGUAAACUCGCACUAUGAAGAUUUGGCUGACCUGGGGGGCCAUUACCACGAUCUAGCUGACUUGGGCGCUGAAUGUGGCAUUACUGGCACAGAGGAAUUGCUGGUAGACACAUCCAGUGCCAAGAUCCAAGAAGAUUUGGCUGACCUGGGCGGUGAAUGCGGCAUUGCUGGCGCAGAGGAACUGCUGGUAGACAUAGUCAGUGCCAAGAUCCAAGAAGAUUUGGCUAACCUGGGCGUCCAUUGCCACUAUAUGGCUGACUUGGGUGCUGAAUGUGGUAUGACUGGCGCAGAGGAACUUCUGGUAGACAUAGCCAGUGCCAAAAUCCAAGAAGAUAGCAACGAUGCUGACGAGUUCGAGGAUGGGAGCGACUAUGGAGAAGUAGUUACCCUCGAUAUCGAAGAAAGUGCGCUAGAGCAAUUGCUAAAAUUGACCUGUUAG